AUGCAGUCCACCACGCACCCGCCAGAAAACGCAUCACAAGCGUCCACCUCGCGCCUCCUCGCACGCACCUUCGGCCACUCCACGCGUCCACUCUGUCGCCGACGUGGCUAUAUGCAUGUCCUUCGGCGCCGUGUCGCCGCUGAAUAACCGCCCGAUGGCUGCCGCCGGCCGAGCACUCUCCCACGGUCGCUAGUCUCCAAAGGAACGAUCCGGCACAGUCGUUGUCUCGGCCACCUCCACCUCAAAGUCUCCAUCACAUCGGCCAUGCUCGCGCGCAGAAUAUUGACCACCAGGGCAAGCUUGGCCAGCAGCACGCUGACGCCAGGACUCGCCCGCGUGCCGCUCGCGCGUCCACUCGCUCCUCCCCAGCUGUUGCGGACGCUCCACCUCUCCGCGUCGCCCCGUCCACUCGCCACGCCGUCGUCGCCCCGCCAACCUCGCCGAGAUGUUCGAACACCGCCAGCGCGCACCCUCGCCUCUGCUGCUGAGCCCGACACCACGAGCGGCGGCCUGCGCAUCUCGCAUCUCUUCGGAGGUCUCGUCGUCCUCGGCCUCUUCGUGACCAUCUACGGCCUGCUGGAAUGGUACUACUCGCUGCAGCAGUUCCCCGAGCCCAUCCGCACGCCGCUCAAGAAAGCGCUCAAGGCAAAAUACCAGGGCGAGCAUGAGCGCGCCGACGGCUUCUUCCGUGAGGCGAUCGCCGCCGCGCUGUCUGUUCCCCCGUCCGUGCUCAAGCCCAGCCCGCUCAACAAGCUCUCGGGCAUCUACAUCUCGCAGGCGGCCAUGCUGGAAACUGCCGCAGGCAACCCGCUCAAGGCGUACGCUGUCCUCCGGGAGGCAUUUGGCCAGUUCGGCCCUGCGCCGCUCGCGGCCAAGCCACCGCGCGUGACGACCUGGGCUGGGUCCGAGGAGGAGGCAGAGGGAGGCCACUUGCUCACCGAGGAGGAGGUGACCCGCGCUAUUGGCCUCGCGCAGAAGCUCGGCCAGCUCGCGGCGCGCAUGGGCGGCAUGGCGUCGCCGCCACCUCUUCGCCGGACGAACGAGGACGGCACAGUCGCGUGGGGUGCUGACGCGUCCGCGCGCGGCGCCGAGUGGGACGAGGCGGCCGUUGCGUACCUCGAGCCGGCGCUCGCCGCCAUGCUCCGCCUCGGGCUGCAGCGCCAGGCGGACGCCCCGGGCCCCGUGGUUGUUGGGCGCGACGUCAAGCUCCCACACGAUGCCAGCCAGGCUAGCGACCCCGAGGACGCCGGCCGCGUGAACAAGCGCGGGUUGGGCAUCACCAUGGAGACGCUCGCAGAGGUGUACGCCCGCCAGGGCAAGUACGACCUCGCAGGCCACCUGCUCAUCCAGGCGGUCAGCACGCUGCUUCCUCCCGGGGCCGAAAACCCGCCAGUACUCGAUAGGUGUCAGGCGUCCCUCCUCAUGACGACCAUCUCGUCGCAUGCGCUCGAGCCACGUACUGAGAAGGCAGUCAAAGCGUCCCGGUCGUGGUCGCUCCGCGCGCUCCAGAUCAUCGACGGUGCAGCGAAAGACGCAGGAUGGGAGACUGGCUCGGCGCCCGCCGACGCCGCGGCGGCCGUGUGCGCCAACGCGAAGAGCGUAGCGCAGUACAACCUGGGCAUGCUGGCCGAGAUCGAGAAGCAGCCUGCCGACGCAGCGCGCCACUUUGCCGACGCGCUCGCGACCGCCCGCGACGCCGGCUUCCGCGAAGGCAAGCGCGAAGCAGGGGAGGCGCUGCGCCGCGUGCGUGUGGCCCUUGGGGAGCCCGCGAACCCGGAGCCCAAGCUGAGGAAGUUCUAGCUAGACAGUCACCAGCAAGCCAUAAGCCAUAGCAUCACUCAGUACCAAUGCACACAUGACCACG
Messenger RNA from Vanrija pseudolonga, 1864 nucleotides. RefSeq lists its product as uncharacterized. Bases 265 to 1800 code for a protein of 511 amino acids. The record is from RefSeq and is a predicted model, not a curated record. The transcript is spliced from 2 exons. Lineage: Eukaryota; Fungi; Basidiomycota; Tremellomycetes; Trichosporonales; Trichosporonaceae.